Molecule: messenger RNA, 1246 nt
Organism: Magnolia sinica
Lineage: Eukaryota; Viridiplantae; Streptophyta; Magnoliopsida; Magnoliales; Magnoliaceae
Product: glucan endo-1,3-beta-glucosidase-like
Exons: 2
Coding region: 1-1020 (339 amino acids)
Biological process (GO): carbohydrate metabolic process
Cellular component (GO): plasma membrane
Molecular function (GO): hydrolase activity, hydrolyzing O-glycosyl compounds
Source: RefSeq, a predicted model, not a curated record
AUGGCCAGAUCAUCCAGAUUGUGUGUAUUCCUGCAUGGUAUCAUUGCUAAGGUGCAACUUCUUCCAGGUGGUUCGCACGUGGGUGUAUGCUAUGGCAUGCUCGGCAACAACUUACCAGAGCCGUCCAAUGUCGUGGCACUGUACCAUAAGCACCAGAUCAGCAAAAUGAGGCUCUACGAUCCAAACCCAGAGGCCCUACAGGCCCUCCAAAACACAGGGAUCGAGCUGAUCGUUGGGGUCCACAACCAGGAUCUCCAGUCAAUCGCAUCCUCCAUCUCCAUAGCCUACAUCUGGGUCCAACAGAACAUCCAACGGUUCUGGCCAGCCGUCAGUUUCCGAUACAUCGCCGUAGGGAACGAGGUGAUCCCGGGCCAUCUGGCCCAGUUCGCCCUCCCAGCGGUGAAGAACAUACACAAUGUCUUGAAAUCUAUCGGAUUAGACGGUCAGAUCAAGGUGUCCACGUCAGUCAGUACGUCGAUCAUGGGCACAUCCUACCCUCCAUCAGCGGGUACCUUCUCGGAUAGUUCAUGUGCCUACAUGGGCCCGAUAGCCCAAUUCCUAGCUAUCACUGGUGGCCCACUUCUAGCCAAUGUGCACCCCUACUUCAGCUAUGUAUCGGACCCCUGGGAUAUCAAGUUGGACUACGCCAUCUUUCAAUCCAAGACGUUCAUUGUGCUGGAUGGCCCAUAUUACUACAUGAACCUGUUUGAUGCGAUCGUGGACGCCCUCUACGCGGCCCUGGAGAAAGCGGACGCACCCCAAGUGCCGAUCGUAGUGUCGGAGAGUGGAUGGCCGUCCGAUGGAGGAUCUGCGGCCAAUAUUUCAAUAGCAGAGACGUACGUCAAUGGCUUGAUUGAUCAUGUGGCAUCCAAUCAAGGGACCCCACGGAGGUGGGCCUGGCCCAUCGAGGCGUACGUGUUUGCUAUGUUCAACGAGAAUUUGAAGCCGGCCGGGGUCGAGCAGCACUGGGGCCUGUUCUACCCAGACGAACAACCGGUGUUGCAUGUCCCAACGUUUUAAAUCGGUCGGUUUUGAAUCGUUCACCACUGAUAUGGGCCCAUAUCGGCCCUGUAUCGGACUGUUUCGGGCCGAUACAGAUACAUGCUACAUAGUACAUCCCUAGUAUUGUCUAGUUCAAGUAAGAGUGUGGCGGAAAAUGUCACACGUGUGGAAGGGGAAUGCACACGUGUGGAGAAUCAAGGGCGUUGUUAUGGAUUAAAUAAGUAGAUUUCGUAUUAGUGUGUGG